AUUUGAUGGUAUGCAUGUAUGUAGCGUAACCUGUCGAACCCAAAGCCUUUCUUUUCCUACGAUCCUCUAAUAAAAAACCCGCUCAAAAACCCUAGCGAACAUCUUCGAGCUCUCUUCCGUUACCGCCGGCCUCGGCGAUCUCCGGUGUUCUUCUCCUUUUACUACUUGAUUCUAUAACGUCUCUUUAAACGAGGCGGAUUAACUCCACUCAACCCAAUCGCCUUCGCCUAUCCUAUUAUCCACCCAUAGAGUGACAGGAAGAAAGAGAUGUCGUCAGAGGAGGAAACAACUAAGCUAUUCCGCGUCUGGAAGACGACUCUGGAGAUGCUUAGGGACCGCGGUUUCCUCGUCCUUGAUUCGGAGAUCAACAUGAGCAUGCGUGAAUUCCUUGAUAGGUUCGGCGAGUAUUUCAAGCGGGAGAAUCUCGACAUGUUCAAGACCAAGAAAGAUGACCCAAACGAUCGGAUAUUUGUUUUCUUUCCAAAUGAACCAAAGCUAACUAUCAAAGUUGCAAAAAGAUAUGCUGAACGGAUGAGAGUAGAGCAGAUAUUAAGAGGAAUAAUAGUUGCCAAAGAUGCUCCAACUCCAAUUGCAAAAGGUGCAAUUGAAGAUCUAUCUCAUAAAUAUUAUAUUGAGGUUUUCAUGGAUGCUGAGUUGCUGGUCAAUGUUAACAACCAUAUGCUUGUUCCAAAGCAUGUGGUGCUUAGCAAUGAGGAAAAGAAGGAACUGUUGAAACGUUAUACUGUCAAAGAAACUCAGCUUCCAAAAAUGCUGUUCACUGAUCCAAUUGCAAAAUAUCUUGGCAUUCGGCGAGGCCAGGUUGUGAAGAUUACCCGAGACAGUGAGACAGCCGGGAAAUAUAUCACCUAUCGUUAUGUUAUUUGAUUCAUGGGCUGCGUGGGGUAAUGCUUUGUUGACUGUAAUCAAAUGAUGUUUAUUGCUUGCAGCGGUUAUUAUAUAUAUGCUAAGAACUACUUUUACCAAGUGUAUUGUAGCCAAGAUGCUUACUAAAUUCACAGUUUUUGUUGUGUGUAACAUCAUCUAUUAAUAUGGUUCCCCUA
Dendrobium catenatum is the source of this 1061-nucleotide messenger RNA. Its product is annotated as DNA-directed RNA polymerases II and IV subunit 5A. Gene Ontology annotation, biological process: DNA-templated transcription. Gene Ontology annotation, molecular function: DNA binding; DNA-directed RNA polymerase activity. Bases 268 to 885 code for a protein of 205 amino acids. Gene Ontology annotation, cellular component: RNA polymerase II, core complex; RNA polymerase I complex; RNA polymerase III complex. The record is from RefSeq and is a predicted model, not a curated record. NCBI's taxonomy places the organism in Eukaryota, Viridiplantae, Streptophyta, Magnoliopsida, Asparagales, Orchidaceae. The transcript is spliced from 4 exons.